ACUGCCAAUAAACACCAGGAGAAGAGAAUGACGACAGCGACAUGGCGAAGGAGAGAAGUGGGGUGAUUCAUGAGUUACUCAGAAAAGCAGAGUUAUUAAAACAAGGAGCGGAGGCCCGAGUGUACCGGGCACAAUUCCUUGGAAGGUCUGUGAUAGUGAAAGAAAGGUUUGCAAAACGCUACAGACACCCAGGACUGGACGAUAAGUUGACUCACCGCAGGACGGUGCAAGAGGUCCGCUCCAUACUGCGUUGCCGGAGGGGAGGUAUAUCUGCCCCUGUAGUCUACUUUGUGGACCACACCUUCCACUGUAUUUUCUUGGAGGAAAUCCUGGGUUCCUUGACUGUGCGUGACCACAUUGCAUUCACUCAGCAGUCUGAUUCCUGUGAGGACCGUGAACUUGAGCAGCUGGCUCAGCGAGUGGGUCAGAUCCUGGCAAAAAUGCAUGACGAGGACGUCAUCCAUGGAGACUUGACCACAUCCAACAUGCUUCUGAGGCGCGGCCAGGAAGACAAAGAGUCAGACCUGGUCCUUAUUGACUUCGGUUUGAGCUACAUCUCUUCUCUGCCAGAGGAUAAGGGGGUGGACUUGUAUGUGUUGGAAAAGGCUUUCCUCAGUACCCACCCCAACACAGAGGCUCUGUUCAAGGUGCUGUUAAAGAGCUACACAGCAUCUUCUAAGAAGUCAUCAGCAGUCAUUAAAAAGCUUGAUGAGGUCCGGCUGAGAGGGAGAAAGAGGUCAAUGGUGGGAUAAGUCUCUCUGGAAAUUAUAUUUCUGAAAACAUGCUAAAAAUAUAAAGCUGUUAUUGUGCAUAAAACAGUUGUUUGUGUAGUAAUAACAAAAAAUAAAGUAUUUCAUGGAAAACCA
Platichthys flesus (European flounder) is the source of this 866-nucleotide messenger RNA. RefSeq names its product TP53 regulating kinase (gene tp53rk). The record is from RefSeq and is a predicted model, not a curated record. NCBI's taxonomy places the organism in Eukaryota, Metazoa, Chordata, Actinopteri, Pleuronectiformes, Pleuronectidae. The transcript is spliced from 2 exons. Gene Ontology annotation, molecular function: protein serine/threonine kinase activity; ATP binding. Gene Ontology annotation, biological process: protein phosphorylation. Gene Ontology annotation, cellular component: EKC/KEOPS complex; nucleus; cytosol. Bases 42 to 752 code for a protein of 236 amino acids.